UUCACGGCUUACGGCUUACGGUUUGGCACGACACGGCGCGGCAUAGUCUGGAUUCCAUUGUUGGGGCGGCAGAGUAGGGCGGGAGGACCAGUUUUGGCCACUUCUGGGCGGCUGCCAUGGGUCGCGUCGCGCUUGGUAUGCGGCUUUCAAUAUGCUUUUUUUUCUCUUUAUCUUUUCGUCUGCGUACGCAUCUCCUUCCUUCAUUCCGUCUUUCUUCGCGCUACGGCCCGUCGUUUGCUAUUCUCCCCCUCUCUACUAGUUGGCUUGCUUGCUUGCAUACAAGCUUGCAUGCAUACUUCGACAUGGCCUUUUCCCACCCCAUAGUCAGCUCCACCAGGCUCUCGCACACCCUUCCUCUCUAUUGCCCCGCUUUCUCCUUCCUUGACCCGCCGUAGGCCCUUAGGUUUCCUUCUUUCUCUUCGGACGCGUUCGAGCGGCGCG
Aplosporella prunicola CBS 121167 is the source of this 441-nucleotide messenger RNA. RefSeq lists its product as uncharacterized. The coding region runs from base 117 to 395 and encodes 92 amino acids. NCBI's taxonomy places the organism in Eukaryota, Fungi, Ascomycota, Dothideomycetes, Botryosphaeriales, Aplosporellaceae. The record is from RefSeq and is a predicted model, not a curated record. The transcript has a single exon.